AUUCUGAAUACACUCAAUUUAGUCACAUGUAUGUUCGUUAUCAUAAUUCAUUACUAAAACAAACAAACUCCUCACCUGAUUGUACGGCUGGUUCGGCACGAAUAGUAUACCCGGAGUUGACCAUGCACAAGCGCAAGCACAUCCUGGUGAUCAGCUUCCCAGCGCUUGGUCACUACCUCCCACUGCUGGAGUUAGCCAAGCGAUUAGUCGCACACCACGAGAUCACCGUGACCUAUUCCCAGGCCAACCUUUCCAAUCUGGAGCGGCGCCAUAUUCUCCCUCCUGCCCCGAUCAAACUACUCCCCUUGGCUGACCAACUCACGACAGAUUUCGAAGAGGGCGUCAACGAUGUCAAACAGAUCGUCAAGACCAUGGAUUCAACGGAAUUAUUCUAUCCUGAUUUCUGCCGAAAUCUCCCGCAAAGCUGCAAUCAGCCUAUAGACGCGGUCAUUAUCGACAGCGUAUUCUAUGCCACCUUCAGCCCGUUACAAGAAGUAAAGGUCAAAGUGUACAGUUUCAACGCAUUCCCCAUCAGUAUGACCCUUAAACGCUUGAUGAUUACGGACAGCACACCCACUGUUGCGGAUAAUGAAUAUUUUACGAAGGGUUGGGCGGGUGUUCCGCAAUCAUUGAAGGUCUUAGCGAUGAAGGUGAACAAAAGCAUGGAUCACAUGGAGACAAUGAUUUUUUCCUCGUUUGAAGAUCUGGAACCAGGUGCGGUGGAAACGUUAAAGAAAUUCAAGCCAAACCUCGAUGUCAAGUUUGUGGGACCUCUUCUGCAUUUCAACGAACACGUUCCAGAUAAUAAGGUCACUGAUUUCUUGGACCGGAAAUUGGCUCGAUCAGUUGUCUACGUUUCCUUCGGAACUGUUGCCAUAAUGUCGGCGGAACAGAUUGCACAAGUCGCAGAGGCGCUUCUAUCUCUUAAGCGGCCUUUUAUUUGGUCGCUUCGACCGGCCCAGUUGGAGCUACUUCCAUCAAAGAUCACUCAUGCAACGGAUGAUCAUCUUAUCUUGCCGUGGGUUCCGCAAAAACAUAUCUUGUCUCACAAAGCCACGGCCGUGUUCGUCAGUCAUUGUGGAUGGAACAGUACACUAGAGGCACUGUCGUAUGGCAUUCCCAUUGUUGCCUGGCCGAGUUUUGGUGAUCAGUUAGUCAACGCAGCGCUGGUGGAGAAACUGGAAACCGGUUUGAUGAUAAAAAGUCGCAACACUGUUUCCUCUGACGAGAUUGUGGGGACCAUUGAAAAGGUCGCGGGGUGGAACGGCAGCGCUGAUCGGUAUGCACAGAAUGCGGAAGAGCUAAAGGUCAAGGCUAUGAUGGCGGUGGCUCCUGAUGGGAAAUCUACGCAAGAUUUAUUGCAGAUAGUGAAAGACGUUUAAGCUGCUUUGUUCGCGGAGUACGCGCUUUUAUGUGUCUAAUCACCAAGAUUUACAGAAAAAUUAGAUUGAAUUAGUCAGAAGAAUUUUCGGUGCAAAGACUUCAUAGGAGUAGCGCUUCUGUUUUGUUUUGUCAGAAAAAUCUCCUUCUUCUGCUCAACAAAUAUCUGCCCGAAAGUUUGA
Molecule: messenger RNA, 1562 nt
Organism: Paramacrobiotus metropolitanus
Lineage: Eukaryota; Metazoa; Tardigrada; Eutardigrada; Parachela; Macrobiotidae
Exons: 2
Coding region: 27-1382 (451 amino acids)
Molecular function (GO): UDP-glycosyltransferase activity
Source: RefSeq, a predicted model, not a curated record